AUGGGCGUCACGGUCGUCACCGCGGCCUUCGGGUCCGUCCCGCGCGUCGGUAUCGCCGGUGUGGACGCGCGAACCCGACGAAGAGGUCCCCGAGGAGUCGCCCGCGUCGCGCCCUUCCCCUUCCCGACACAUCGAAACCGUCGAGAGGCAUCGUCGUCGUCGUCAUCGUCGUCUCCGCGGGCGACACGCGCGCCGCCCGCGUGCUCCGCCGGCCCGCGUCCUCCCGGGUCCGACGCGCGUCCCGGAUGGAGGGUCGCGCUCACGACCAUGCCCGCGACGCGCCCGACCCUCGGCGUAUCGUUCUGGCCGGACUUCGCCUACGACGCGAGUGGCGCCACCACGCUCGGGGUGGUGACGGAUAAAAAAGGCCCCGUGCUUCACCUCGACUUCGACGUGUCGACGUUCGAGGGACCGCCGGUGUGCGGCCGAACAACCACCGUGCUCGGCGUUCCCUUGCCCCCCGGGAUCCGGAUCGACAUCGUCCCGAUAUCGCUCCGGGGCUUCCUGGACACGUCCACCGGGGAGUGCCGGCUGGACUUCGAUGCGCGGUUCAAAGGGUCCAUUUUCGGAGAAGGGUUCAUCGCGCUCCCGCCGAUGACAGUGAGGAGCCCGCUGACGACGGACGCGACGCGGGGCGCGCGCAGGAGCGCGACGGGGUCCCGUUUCGGCACCGUGCCCCCGCCGAAGCAGGAGGCUGGAGGGAGCCCGGCGAGGGGAGGAGUGACAAUGAACAGCGUGGCGCUCGACGUGUGCGCGGGGGGUAAGGCUGGGGACCUCGCCGAGCUCGUCGCCGUGGCGUCGGUGCCGAGGGUGACCGGGCCGUGGGACUGGCUCAUGAACGCGCUGCUCCAGCUCCCCGCGGACGCCCUCGCGGUGUUGCCGUGCAGGCUGCGGACGUGGGACCCGAGCGAGCCGUUAAACGCGGCUGGGGAGAACGCGUCGAAUGCGUCGGAUGCGGAGCGGUUGGUGGUUCGGGCUCUGGACGACAGGUUCGAGAUACACGCGCACCGGCGGCGGACCAGGCCGACGGUGACGGGGGAGCAGACGACGAUGGCGAUGCUCACGUUCGGAGCGGCGACGUUCGUGGAGGAGUCGCACCAGCUCGUGCUGUGA
Molecule: messenger RNA, 1113 nt
Organism: Micromonas commoda
Lineage: Eukaryota; Viridiplantae; Chlorophyta; Mamiellophyceae; Mamiellales; Mamiellaceae
Exons: 1
Coding region: 1-1113 (370 amino acids)
Source: RefSeq, a predicted model, not a curated record